Molecule: messenger RNA, 2277 nt
Organism: Xiphophorus couchianus (Monterrey platyfish)
Lineage: Eukaryota; Metazoa; Chordata; Actinopteri; Cyprinodontiformes; Poeciliidae
Product: heat shock 70 kDa protein 12A-like
Exons: 10
Coding region: 33-2078 (681 amino acids)
Source: RefSeq, a predicted model, not a curated record
UAGAAAUAUUUUCAACUUGGUAUGGGAUUAUCAUGCUCCUCCAUAUUCAGGUGUUUCUUGUCUCUGAGACUGGUGACCUGUAUUUUCAUUUUCGAGACAAUCUGCUGUCAGAUAUGUCAGAUAAGGUCAGAAUUUUCCUGGAUUUGCUGGCCAUGCUGGUUUUGUUUUCCGUGUAUGGGGGCCUCUUAUUUCAUUUCCGAGACAAUCUGAUGUCAGAAAUUCCAACUUGGGCCAGAAUUUUCCUAGUUUUGUGGAUUCUCCUGGUUUUUAGUGUUCAUGUGGGUCUUUUAGUCUUUUUUCGGCAAAAUUUUAUGUUGGUUUACAGGGUGGAGGAGGAUUCAGGAGUGGAGUCUGUUCUGUUGCCAUUUAAAACUUCACUCCGUCUGCCUAAAGAAAUCCAGGUAACAUGGACAAACAACUCUGACAGAAUCAUCCACAAGGCUCAGGGGAGCUCAUGUGGCUUGCUAAGGCUAGAAGAACAAGACUUCCAGUACGCAGACAGAACAGAGAUGGACAAAACUUUUACAUUGGGAGACCUCAGUUUGAUAUUGAAGAAUCCCACAGACAGAGACACAGACAGCUACACAUGCACCGUCUCUAAGAAAUCAGGAAAAAUCCUGGUCAAGAAAAAAGUUCUGCUCAAUGUCAAAGCUGGACCUGAUUCUCUCAUCAUAGCCAUAGACUUUGGUUCAGGAUUCAGUAGCUACGCCUUCAAUGUUAAACCCAGAGAGGAAGGAGGUGAGACCCAGAUAAAGAGAUGGAGUAAUGGACUUGGACUAGACACCCCAAAGACUCCAACCUGCAUCCUGUUUGAUGAACAUGAAGAAUUUAUGAAGUUUGGUUAUGAAGCUAAAACAGAAUUCAACGAAAUGAGAGAAGGAGAGGCUGAGAAAUAUUAUUUCUUUGACAACGUCAAUAUCGCUAUCCAGGGAAAAGACACCAGCAAGCAGACAAUUAAAGCAGCAAAUGACAAGUCAAUGAAGGUCCUGAAGGUUUUUACAGAAGUUCUGAGAUUCCUGAAGGACGAUGCUCUGAAAACCAUCAGAUCUCAUCCAGAAGGUGGAGAGUUCACAGUGUUCGACUUCACCUGGGUGCUGACUGUUCCUGAACUCUUAAAGGAUUUUUGUAAAAAGUUCAUAAUAGAAGCUGCAACUCAGGCUGGUCUUGUAACAGACGACACUAAAGACAAACUGAUGUUUGUUUUGGAGUCAGAAGCAGCUUUGACCUGGUGUUUGAAGCUUCAAUCUGAUGGUUUCAUCACACAGAACCACAGCAGAGACUCACAGGAUCAACCUGCAGGAGCAGCAGAACCUGAUACCAGCUGUAACGAUCCAGUAGGAAGUCAGGAGGCCGUACAGUUUACUGUGGAACCAGAAGAAACCAAAGUUCUGCUGGAAACCCAAAGAGACGGGAAACGGUACCUUGUUGUCGACUGUGGAGAUAAAAAUAUUCACUUCACUGUUAAUGAAGUCCUGGAAGGAGGAGCCAUGAAGAAGCUGCACAAUGACUCUAUGUACAAUCUGGGAGGAAAACAUGUGAAAAGAAAAUUCAAAAAUUCCCUGAGAGAAAUUUUCUCUUAUGAAGUCUGGAAUGAAUAUGAAAAAAAAUUCCCCAAUGAGGUUCAGAAGAUGAUGUAUGAUUUUACUCGUCUCAAACAUUUAGGUGAAGAUGUUCAAAUCAGUUGCCCGGGUAACCUGGUCAUGUUGGCUCAGAAACAGAAAGAGAUUAAAACGUUCUUUGAUUCAGUGGAAGGAGCUUCCUGGGAUGAUGGAUCUAUCAGAAUCUCCAGAGAAAAACUCAAAUCUUUCUAUAAUGAGAGUCUGCAGGGAAUCACCAAGAAACUUAGAGAAAUAUUAGACAAAAAUCUCAACAUUGGGUUUAUUGUGUUAGUGGGAGGAUUUGCUGAGAGCCAGAUUCUACGUCAGCACAUCACUGAUCAGUUUGGACCUCAGUAUAAAGUCCUGUGUCCUCUUAGACCCCAGGAAGCGAUCCUGAAAGGAGCCGUAGAGUUGGGGAGAAACCCAAACUUGGUGGAGUCUCAGAGAAAACAUCCAGCUUGGUUCAAAUGUUUAUCAUGAGAUUUAAUUCUCCUUUUUUUUGUUCUGAAUAAUCCAGACAAUGUCUAUAGUUUGUUUUCUUUUGGUCUGUUUGUUUUACUAGUUGAUACAAUUGUAAAAUGUUUUCCAUGGUCCAUCUUUUUCUGUUUAGAACCAGAAACCAAUAAAUCAGUCUUGAAUUUGUAAACUGAAUUAAAAAUAAAAGUUAUUUUUUAUUUAA